Molecule: messenger RNA, 4007 nt
Organism: Engraulis encrasicolus (European anchovy)
Lineage: Eukaryota; Metazoa; Chordata; Actinopteri; Clupeiformes; Engraulidae
Gene: plcb2
Product: phospholipase C, beta 2
Exons: 32
Biological process (GO): lipid catabolic process; release of sequestered calcium ion into cytosol; phosphatidylinositol-mediated signaling
Molecular function (GO): calcium ion binding; phosphatidylinositol-4,5-bisphosphate phospholipase C activity
Source: RefSeq, a predicted model, not a curated record
AGCUAAUUAUUGAAAGAAUGAUUAAAAAGAGAUACUAUCUUCAGGAGCCAGAGGUCAAGGAUUACUUGGUCAAAGGGGAGAGAUUCACAAAGUGGAAAGAUGACUCCACGCGCACAACUCCAGUCACGCUCAAAGUGGACCAGAAAGGAUUUUAUCUUUUUUGGACCAACCAGAGCAAGGAAACAGAGGUGCUGGAUGUGGCAACUAUACGGGACACCAGAUCAGGCAAAUACGCCAGACUGCCAAAGCAUCCAAAAGUGCGUAAUGUUCUCAACAUGGACUUUCCAGACAGCAACCAUCUGGCCAAAACCCUGACAGUGGUAUCCGGGCCCGACAUGGUCAACUUGACUUAUCACAACUUUUUUGCCAAUAAAGAGAAAAUAGUCCAAAACUGGGAAGCAGAUAUCCUGGCACUUGCAUACAACCCUCUCCGAGCCAAUUCCUGCAGACAAAUCUUCCUGGACAAAAUGUAUGUUCGACUGACCCUGAUGAGCAAAGAUGGCAAGAUCCCUGUCAAAAACUUCUACAAGAUGUUUCCAGCUGAUAAGAAGAGGGUUGAUGGGGCAUUAUCAGCGUCUGGAUUACCCAAAGGAAAAUUUGACAGUGUGAAGCUGGAGGUCUUCUCAGAGGAGAAGUAUAAGGAGUUCCUCAUGAACCUUUGCCCACGACCAGAGAUCUACGAAAUCUUCACAUCCCAGUGAUCCAAGCCCAUCAUGCCUAAGGAUGUGCUGGCCAAGUUCCUGAAUGAGAAGCAGCGUGACUCGCGCCUGAACGAGGAGCUGUACCCCCGCCUGAGGCAGGACCAGGUCAAGGCCCUCAUCGACAAGUACGAGCCCGUCUCCGCCAACGUCAACAGGGGCCAGAUAUCUCCUGAAGGCCUCUUGCAGUAUUUGGUCGGGCCUGAGACAUCUAUUGUGGUCCACGACAGACUGGCACAGAGCCACGACAUGAAGCAGCCACUCAACCACUACUUCAUCAAGUCCUCACACAACACCUACCUGACAGCGGGCCAGUUCUCAGGGGUCUCGUCUCCAGAGAUGUACCGCCAGUGCCUGCUGGCCGGCUGCCGCUGUUUGGAGCUGGACUGCUGGAAGGGGAAACCCCCCGAUGAGGAGCCAAUCAUCACCCACGGCUUUACCAUGACAACCGAGAUCCUCUUCAAGGACGUGAUCGAGGCCAUUGCUGAAAGUGCAUUCAAAACUUCACAGUACCCGGUCAUCCUAUCCUUUGAGAACCACGUUGACUCAGUGAAGCAGCAGGAGAAGAUGGCUAACUACUGCAGGACCAUAUUUGGAGAUGCUCUCCUAACAGACCCACUGGAUAAAUACCCUCUGAAGCCAGGCCAACCCCUGCCCAGUCCCUCUGAACUCAUGGGCAAGAUCCUCAUCAAGAAUAAGAAGGGCAACACGGCGUCCACAUCCUCCACAGCCAACGCCAAGAAGCCCCCAACCGCUCCAGAGACACAGAGCAAGCCGGCACCCGCCACCCCAGAUGCCAACGCCACCUCCACCCCAGACCCCACUGCACCGGAGGGAGACGCAACUACAUGCGGUGACUCACCCACUUCUGCCCCAGAAACGCUCCCGGAGAACGGGGCAGACCAGGAACCGGCUCCCAUGCCCUGUGCCUCUCAAGAGGGUGAAGUCCAAGAUGAGGAGGAGAAGGAGCAGGAUGAUGAACAGGACGAGGAGAAGAUGAAGAACUCGGAUGAGGGUACAGCUGGACAGGAGGUCACAGCAUACGAGGCCAUGUCAUCCAUCGUUAACUACAUACAGCCUAAUAAAUUUGUCUCCUUUGAGAACUCAAAAAGGAAGAACAAGAGCUACUCCAUCUCUUCAUUUGUGGAAACCAAAGGAGAAAGUUUUAUUGCAAAAUCAGCUGUGGAGUGGGUAGAAUAUAACAAGCGUCAGAUGAGUAGGAUCUAUCCUAAAGGCACCAGGAUGGACUCUUCCAAUUACAGCCCCCAGCCGUUCUGGAACGCAGGCUGCCAGAUGGUGGCGCUAAACUACCAGACAAUGGAUUUUCCCAUGCAGCUCAACAUGAGCCUGUUUGAGUACAAUGGGCGAACUGGCUUCCUGCUAAAGCAUGAUUUGCUGCGGAGGAAUGACAAGACCUUUGACCCCCACAGUGAUAGGCUGGACACCAUCGUAGCCAACACACUCAGCAUCAAAAUCUACUCAGGCCAGUUCCUGUCUGACAAGAGUGUGAAGACUGGGGUCGAAGUUGAGAUUGUUGGAUUGCCAGGAGACCAGAAAAAAAAGUAUCGCACCAAGUGGUCAACCACUCCCAACUCAAUCAACCCAAUUUGGACUGACGAACCCUUUGUCUUUGAGAAGAUCCUGUUCCCUGAGAUGGCAUCUUUGAGAGUCGUAGCGUAUGAGGAGGGAGGGAAGUUCCUGGGACACCGCAUCAUCCCUGUAGAUGCCAUCCAAUCAGGUUUUCACCACAUUUGUUUAAAGAGCGAGAGCAACCUGCCCCUCACCCUCCCUUCCCUGUUUGUCUUCAUCGAGGUGAAGGACUACAUCCCCGCAGCCUUCGCCGAUUUCACAGACGCUCUGUUCAACCCUGUCAAGAAAUCAGACAAACCAGCUAAGACCCAGGAGCCGUCUGUAUAUCUGAGCCCCUAUGAGCUGCCAAUCAGUAGCUCUCCAACGGCUGCAGUGGACAAGACUCCACCUACAGAUGUGAAGGUCAGUGAAGAUCCAGAAGCAGCUGCUAUACUUCCGCCACCACCAGAGGAACCUGCUGUUCUUGAUACUGCUGACUCCAGCCCUGCCAUUGAGGACAAAGCCCCUCCUCCUCCACCUCCCUCCGAUGCCUCUGCAGAGGAGAAUCCUUCUUCUCCUCCUCCACCGCCCUCCGAUGCCUCUGCAGAGGAGAAUCCUCCUCCUCCACCUCCUUCUGAUGCUCCUGCUGAAGAGAAUCCUCCUCCUCCACCUCCUUCUGAUGCUCCUGCUGAAGAGAGUCCCCCUUCUCCACCUCCUUCUGAUGCUCCUGCUGAAGAGAGUCCCCCUUCUCCUCCUCCCAACGUGGCGGCAGAGGACAACCCCCCUUCUCCUCCUCCCAACGUGGCGGCAGAGGACAACGCCCCUUCUCCUCCCAACGUGGCUGCAGAGCCGGGUACCGCUGGCAGCGACUCUGAGGCUGGGAUGGUUCCAGUUCCAGAAGGAGGGCCUCGUAUCGCCACGGAGACAAGCGAUGUAUCUGCUGAGCCUUUAGUCUUGGAGGCUUCUUCUGCUGUGGAGCCCGUUUCCAAGGAGACUGAGCAGGAUAAGGAUGCCGUGCCUAGCACGGGGGAUGAGCCGACCACUGUGUCUGCCGAGGAGCUGAUCCAACACAAGAGCUUCCUGAAGGUCAGCAAGAAGCAGGAGAAGGAGCUGAAGGACCUGGAGAAGAAGUUCCAGAAGAAAGACGAGGAGCUCACUCACCGAUACAGUGAUCAGUUUAAAUGCCUCAAGAAGAAGACAUCACUGAAGAAGAAAGAGGCAGGAGGUGAGACUGCGGGAGGUGGGCCUCCCAAGGAGCAGGUGCAGCAGGUGAAGGAGAAGAUGCGUCUGGAGCUCAGGGCCCAGUGGACGGAGCAGAUCCACCUCCUCAGGAAGAAGAAGGAGCAGCACGCCACAGAGAGUCUGACCAAACUGCUGGAGAUGGCCACUGAGAGACACAAUACUGAAAUCAAAGCUCUGCAUAGGUUGAAGAAGAGUAAGAGUUGUGAGCUGUUGGACGAGGACAUCCCUGAAAACAAAGUGGCUGAGGACAGCACGAGUGUGCAGGAGGAGUCCCUGAGGAAGAAGCAAGCGUCCACUCUGGGGGACUUCAGAUGCUUUGCCAACAAGAUUGUCACUGAGGCUCUGGAGGAGCAAGGAGAGAAGAUGAGGACACUGCCGUGCGAUGUGGAGAAGGCUGUGAAUGCCUGCCUGGGGACACACUUCCCAGAGAUGGCUGAGGAAGUCACAGACUGUAAGGCAGAGAAGGGCAGUCCCUAUGGACAGAUUUUCCUUGGCUGA